This is a messenger RNA of Heterobasidion irregulare TC 32-1, 249 nucleotides long. It is a transcript of the gene cpm116, whose product is annotated as cytochrome P450 monooxygenase 116. The transcript has 2 exons. NCBI's taxonomy places the organism in Eukaryota, Fungi, Basidiomycota, Agaricomycetes, Russulales, Bondarzewiaceae. The record is from RefSeq and is a predicted model, not a curated record. Gene Ontology annotation, molecular function: heme binding; oxidoreductase activity, acting on paired donors, with incorporation or reduction of molecular oxygen; iron ion binding. The coding region runs from base 1 to 249 and encodes 82 amino acids.
AUGCGCAAGCUUGAUAGUUUCUUCCGCGAGGCACAGUGUUUUGAAGGACUAGGAAUUUUAAACAUGCCACGUCUCGUCCUUAAGCCCUUCACGUUCUCGAACGGCUUGUCAGUACCUCUAGGAGCGACGUGGUCGGUUGCUAUGCGCCCCGCACACUAUGAUGAGGAGAACUAUGCUGAUGCUGCCCUGUUCAACCCUCUUCGAUUUUUGGACCGCACUGAAGAUAAUGAGUCAGAAUCUAGACACUAG